Molecule: messenger RNA, 8302 nt
Organism: Lytechinus pictus (painted urchin)
Lineage: Eukaryota; Metazoa; Echinodermata; Echinoidea; Temnopleuroida; Toxopneustidae
Product: E3 ubiquitin-protein ligase COP1-like
Exons: 18
Coding region: 37-1806 (589 amino acids)
Biological process (GO): proteasome-mediated ubiquitin-dependent protein catabolic process
Molecular function (GO): protein binding; ubiquitin protein ligase activity
Source: RefSeq, a predicted model, not a curated record
AGUCCAAUCUGUUUUGAAGUUAUUGAGGAGGCGCAUAUGACAAGAUGUGGACACAGUUUCUGCCGGAGAUGUAUAUUGCGAAGCCUGGAGACAAGCAACAGAUGUCCAAAGUGCAAUUUUGUUAUAGAGAAGACUGACCAAAUAUUUCCAAAUUUUGCCUUGAAUGAACUUAUUCUGAAGUACAGACAAAGAGUUGAAGAGAAAAGGUUAAAACUUGGCCCUCAGACUGGUGGUCCUACACCUGAUGUUCAAGAAUUUAUUCAAGACCAAGAGAAAUGGGAUCUAGCAGAAGUCAACCUCAUGUUAGAAGUACUAGUCAGCAAGAAAAGGAAGCUGGAGAUGGACAACCAGGUAGCCCAGAUCCAGAUCCUGAAAGAUUUUCUUGAUGAAGCCAGGAGAAAAAAGCUAGAACAAAUCAAUGAGCUUUCAGCACAAAUGUCAAUACUUGAAGAUGAUAUCAAGAGAAUAGAAGAGCGUAUGAAGAAACAGAGGCAUGCAUACAAUGCUAUGAUGUCGGCAUUUCCUUUGAAAGCAGUAAAUAGUAAUGAUAUAUUCCUACCAUCAACCAGUCAUUCAGAAACGUCAUCGAAGGUUGAAGGUGUGAAACCAGAUGGACCUCAGGAAGGCUUCAAUGGAAGCAAAAACGGUGGAAGACAACAGUGGUUAGAUUCAACAUUAGCAUCAAGAAGAAAAAAGCUGUACAAUCACUUUGAUGAUUUACAAUCUUGUUAUUUCUCUAUCAGGCAAUCAGAGUUAACUCCAUGUGAAUUAAGAUCGUCAGAUAUGUUAGAUCAGUUUUCUGAGAACCUUUCCAAGUUUACCAAGUUCAGUUCUAUGAGGCCGCUAGCCACACUAAGCUAUGCAGAUCCUUACAAUGGCCAGUCAAGUAUAGUCUCAAGCAUAGAGUUUGACAAGGAUAAUGACUUCUUUGCAAUAGCCGGUGUGACCAAGAAGAUUAAGGUGUUUGAAUAUGGUACAGUCAUCAUGGAUGCAGUUGAUAUACAUUACCCGGUCCAUGAGAUGGCAUGCAGUUCAAAAAUUAGUUGUGUAGCAUGGAGUGCAUAUCACAAAGGAGUUUUAGCAAGUAGUGACUAUGAAGGAACAGUAACACUAUGGGAUGCCUUUGCAGGAGUUAAAACACAAUCAUUUCAGGAGCAUGAGAAGCGAUGCUGGAGCAUAGACUUUAAUCGGAUGGAUCCUAAAUUACUUGCCUCAGGUUCGGAUGAUGCUAAAGUCAAACUCUGGUCAACCAAUCAGGAGCAAUCAAUCACUAGUUUAGAAGCUAAGGCUAAUGUGUGCUGUGUUAAGUUCAACCCCACCAAGAUGUAUGGUCUAGCCUUUGGAUCAGCAGAUCACUGUGUGCAUUAUUAUGAUCUUCGGCAUCCCAAGCAACCUCUCAAUGUCUUCAAAGGUCAUCGGAAAGCCGUCUCAUAUACAAAAUUUGUCAACUCAGAGGAAAUUGUAUCAGCGUCCACAGACAGUCAACUAAAACUUUGGAAUGUUGAUAAGCCACACUGUUUACGGACGUUCCGAGGUCACAUCAACGAGAAGAAUUUUGUUGGUUUAACGUCCAAUGAUGAUUACAUUGCGUGUGGCAGUGAGAAUAACUCUCUAUUUGUCUUUUAUAAAGGCCUUUCUAAGCAGAUUCUCACUUUCAAGUUUGACACAGUUAGAAGUCUAAUGGACAAAGAUAAGAAAGAAGAUGAUUCCAAUGAAUUUGUCAGUGCCGUAGCAUGGAGGACAGGUUCCAAUGUGUUAGUAGCAGCAAACAGCCAGGGGACAAUCAAGGUCUUAGAGUUAGUUUGAUGACGGCUCUUCAUCAUUCACACCAUUGCCUCAUUUCAAGAGAUAUAUUAUUCCACUUCAUUCAUCAACUCUCUGCAAUCUCUUUGUUUAUUUGUUAUUAUUGAUGAUAAUGAUAAUGAAAGGUCUUGGCUCUAUAAACUUCAUUAAGCCCUCAACAUCGAGUUAUAGUCCACUUUCUUCAUCAACUCUCCACUUUUCUGUUGUUUGUCCAAAGUAAUGAAAGAUGAUGGUUCUACAUACUUCAGUAAGUCCUAAACAUAAAGAUAUAGUCCACUACAUUAAUCAACUAUCUCCAUUUUGUUUACUUGUCAAACAUGAUAGAAACUUUGAAAGUUGACUCUACAUUCGUCACCCCCUAACAAUGACAUAUAGUACACUAUUUUUUGUUAACUUCCCCAGUUGUUUGUUUGUUCAAACUAAUGAAGAUACAUGUAUUCAAAGGUCUUUGUUCUUUACGUUCUAGCACCUCCUCAAGACCCCUCCGUUCAUCAUUUACAUUGCAGUUAACUCCUGGACCGCGCACUUCUACAAAAUAUGGUGACCGGGCUUUUUCUUCUAUUGCCCCUUCUCUUUGGAACAAGUUACCCUCUUACAUGCAUAGUGCCAAGUCCGUCAGUCAGUUUAAGGCCCUGCUCAAAACAUACCUUUUCAAUCAAUGAAUCCCAGUUGUGGGUCGGUCAUUGGAGGUGCACACCAGUUUUAAUCUGUUAGUAUUUUUUUUUUCUUUUUUCAUGAUUUUUUUUUUGUCACACCUUGUGUUAAUAUGCCCAUUUAAUUUUUUUUUUCCCCCAUGUAAAGUUAAAUUCAGAACACAGUGCGCUUAGAAACGCCCGUAUUAAGCGCCCUAUAAAUGUUUUGUAUUAUUAUUUAUUAUACUUCUUUAAACCCUCAAUAUCGAGAUAUAGUCCACUACAUUGUUCAGCUCUCCUAUAAUAUUAAUAUCAUUCCUAUAAUAUAAAUAUCAUUAUCUUGAUGAUAUUGAGAGGACAUUGCUUGACGUUCUUUUUUACACCCUUAAUAUUGAAAUAUAGUCCGCUACAGUUUGGACUCUCAUAUUCUGUCUGUUUAACGAAAGUAAUGAUAUUGGAAGCGUGUUUAAAGGGUAUUUGUCAUUUAAUGCAAAACUGUUAUGGAAACAAGUAUUGUUAGUAAUCUGGUUAGCUCCUUUACAAUAUCACAUUUGCUUUGGCAACAAUUGUUCCAAUAAAUAGACACACACAGUAAAGUCAAACUUAAAAUCUUAGAAUAACAGUAAGUCUUCUUUUGCAUUCUGAACAAGAACCAUGUCACAAUGCCUAACCUUAUGACAAAUGAGAAUUUAAGAGGAGUGAUAGUUGCAGAAGUAUAUAUAUGCCAGGCGUCCAGUUCUUUGUCCUUUCAAUUAUCACAGAUUAUUCAAAAUAAGAAUUCAUAUCUGGAAACAAGAAUUUGACUGAUUUUAUUAUCUCCAUCACGUCAAGGUCCAUUCAAUACCGAGUACCAACACGUUUUUGUUCUGGGCCCUGUCUUUCAAAGAGUUGCGAUUGAUCCGAUCAAACACAGCUAUGGAAAGCCAGCAAUGUCAACAUAUUGUUCAAAAUAUUUUCUAGACGUGCUGUUUAUUCAUGCAUUCACUGCUUUCUUGAAAAGUGAGGGUGCUUCUCUUUGUUUACAAAGGACAUUGCGCAAAAUUCCUGUAGAAGAAAAAUAAUAUGACACUGAUGGAUUUGAGGUUGAUCGGAUCAAUCGUAACUCUUUGUAAGACAGGGCCGUGGUUAUAGAAAGAAAAUAAAUUCAUAAACAGUCAGGUAAUGCUUACUUAUCAUUAGAAAAAUGUACCAAAGAUUUUUUUUUUUCCGAAACAAUGACAGUAAUAUUUUAAUGCAGAGAUUGAAACAUGCACAUUAUAAACAGUUUGUGCCACAUCUUUUAGGGGGAAUCCUGCUCUAUAGAUGCCAAGUGUCUUUCGUAGUGGCAUUCCACAUUGGUUUGUGAGGAUUGGUGAUUGAAAGAUGCUUGCAGAAUUCCUGCACGGCCGUGAUCUGGCAGAACUACGUAUCUCCUUUUAUGCGAUUCCGAGAUAUUCAAGCUUAAAAAUUCAAAAUUGCUUCUUUAGCUUUCUUUGAAAAAAUGGAGAAUGAUGUAUCGGACUUUUUUGUUUUCCUUUGUCCUGUGGAACAUUUAUAAGGAAUUGGGACCCAAAAAAAUUUGAUUUCCUCAUUAGAUCUUGUAAUUUUCUUCAAUUUUUGUCUCACCUGCAUAGCAGAGUGAGACUAUAGGCGCCGCUUUUCCGACGGCGACGGCGUCAACACCAAAUCUUAACCGAAGGUUAAGUUUUUGAAAUGACAGCAUAACUUAGAAAGUAUAUGGACCUAGUUCAUGAAACUUGGCCAUAAGGUUAAUCAAGUAUUACUGAACAUCCUGCCUGAGUUUCAUGUCACAUGACCAAGGUCAAAGGUCAUUUAGGGUCAAUGAACUUAGACCAUGUUGGGGGAAUCAACAUCAAAAUCUUAACCUAAGGUUAAGUUUUUGAAAUGUCAUCAUAACUUAGAAAAUAUAUGGACCUAGUUCAUGAAACUUGGACAUAAGGUUAAUCAAGUAUCACUGAACAUCCUGCAUGAUUUUCACAUCACAUGACCAAGGUCAAAGGUCAUUUAGGGUCAAUGAACUUUGGCCGAAUUGGGGGUAUCUGUUGAAUUACCAUCAUAACUUUGAAAGUUUAUGGAUCUGAUUCAUGAAACUUGGACAUAAUAGUAAUCAAGUAUCACUGAACAUCCUGUGCGCAUUUUAGGUCACAUGACCAAGGUCAAAGGUCAAUGAACUUUGGCCAUAAUGGGGGUAUAUGUUGAAUUACCAUCAUUACUUUGAAAGUUUAUGGAUCAGACUCGUGAAACUUGGACAUAAGAGUAAUCAAGUAUCACUGAACAUCCUGUGCGAGUUUCAGGUCACAUGAUCAAGGUCAAAGGUCAUGUAAGGUCAAUGAACUUUGGUCACCUUGGGGGUAUUUGUUGAAUUACCAUUAUAUCUCUGUAAGUGUAUUGGUCUAGUUCAUAAAACGUGGACAUAAGAGUAACCAAGUAUCACUGAACAUCUUGUGCGAGUUAUAGUAGUUUUCAAAGUCAGCACUGCUGCUAUAUUGAAUCGCGUGAUGCAGGUGAGACCGCCAGAGGCAUUCCACUUGUUAAAACUUACGAGCUUUUACCUGAUUAAAUUGACGACUACACUCCUAGCUUUUUAUCAGGCAAAACUACGUAUGUCCUGCGCAUUGCAAAGUUUUAUCAGGCAAAACUACGUAUGUCCUCGCGCAUUGCAAAGUUUUAUCGGGCAAAACUACGUACAAUGGAUCGUAUUACCAGGAAGUCCCUGGUAUUAGCAAACACUUGUGAAUUCAAUAUCAAACAAAAUUUUCUAAUAAAAUUCAUCAAACUUUCACCAAAAUACACAAAUACCUACAAAAUAUAAACAUGUAAAAAAAAGUUGCAAAAAUUGCCGAAUUUGUUUGUCUUUUUUUUUACAAUGUCAGCUUCCAAUCGCACUCCCUUCGCAUAUGAAAUAAUUUGGUCACUUGAAAAUGAUAUCGUAUUACCGCACGCAUAAUUCAUUUGGAAAAAUUGAGACUGAAACAACAAAAUCAGUGAUUCAGUCUAUCAGUAGAUUCUAGAUCUACCAUGUUAUAGAUCUAGAUCUAACAGUAAAAUUAUAGCUAAGAUGGAUCUCUAUCAUGUCGUUUUUUAUAAAGACUUUGUGUAAAGUUAAGUUAACUUGUAAUGUUUUAGAAAGUCAAAAGGGGCCUAAGCUUUCGAUCCUAGCAGAAUCUUCGUCGGAGGCAAAAUGACAAACAUGUAUGUUUUAGAUCGCUUAUUCUAAAAGUUAAUUCUUAACGUACUGUGUCAGGUCAGUGUUUCUAGUCAGACUUAUAUAGUCUUGACGCUAACCAAUUUUUAGCAAAAGUUUCCCUUUGGAAGAUAUGGCACAAUGGCAACUAAUUCUACUUACAGUGUAGAUCUAGAGUAUAGAUUUAACUCAAAAGUAAGAUAAAAAUUCAUAUGCAUAGAUCUAUAGGAAAAUAGUUUAUAAACCCUUACUUACUCUAGGCCUACCUUAAAGUUUAGAGAUGAUGAUCUGGCGGUGUUAGACCUCUAACGUAUAAUCUAACGUAGAUCUAGUCUUUGAUAAAGUCUCAUGUUUAUCAUCUGAACAAUAAAGUAUACUAAAUAGUCUAGCUUACCUUGUUUCAGUUCGGAAAUUUUGAUUUUCUCUAAAGCUAAAUUCAAAAUCCGUUUCCCUCUCCAGUCUCUCGAAUUUGAAGCCAUGGCACUACAGUGACUGUGAGAAGUUUAAAUGGCGGUUCCUUAUUGCGCUAAGCAACAUUAGCUAACUGCACGUGAUGCGGUUCUCCCGACCGUUACAAUGCAGAAAUGUGGGAGAUACGUAGUUUUGCCUGAUUAAUCAACUUCUACUUUCGAAGAUAUUGUUCUAAUAAAACUACGUAAGUAGACUUACGUAGUUUUGCCUUUUUAUUUUCGUCAAAAAUUGAAAAACUACUUUUGUAAGUCGACUUACGUAGUUCUGCCUUUUAAAUCUUCUGAUUAUUGAGACAAUUUUACAAAAACUGGUUUUCGGAUCUCAAAAAACGGUUAGAGUUAGAACUUGAAAUUUUGCCAGAUGAAUGAGCACAUUCAAAACUAUAAGAAACUCCAAGAAACAGAAAAACACCAAAAAAUCACUUACACGGUUUUGCCAGAUCACGGCCGUGCAGGAAAGACAUGGCUCUCACUUUUAGUAAGGUACCUGUAUGACAAGGCAUUGAUGCUCUAUCACUUGUUCUGGAAUGCUGAAAAGUUUGUGAACCCCACCACAAAAUGCACUCCUUCAUGCUGAGUGUUGAAUGUUGACAACUCUAUAAUUUCCAGCGAGCCCAGAGAAACAAACUAAAUUGAAUGUAAUAUUUUAUCACCCGACUUCACAAUUAAGUAUCUAAAACAUGGCUGAACUUGAAUACUUUAAAUAUUUUCAUUUUCUGGUGGGGUUCAUUAACUUUUGAGCACCACUGUGGGUAGUACAGAUAUCUAAUCCCAUGAUGAUUCCAUCCCAACCACUUCUUCUUUACUAGUGUUGAUUUACCCAAAGUAAUGCAGGACUACAAGUGAACAUUGCAAAAGGUCGGUCUUUCAUGCAUAGGCAAUUCCAUAUGAGAAAAAAUAUAAAUUCACUUCAUAUUUUUGAUAGACAAUCAGAUGGAUAGUUCUUAAUACAAGAUCCUUAUGAUAAUUGAAGGAAAUUUAUGCAAAGAGGAAUAUUGUUGUGAUAGUCUGUAUUUGGUGCAAUGCUUGUUUGAUUUAAUAAAACAUUUGUUCUGUGAAUGGCUCAAUUAUUUUUGUUCAAUACCAGAAUAUAACUGUGAGUAGGAAUAUGCUGAAUUGAAAGUAUUAAGGUGAUUAAAUAGACACAUUUUCAUGUUGUCAAAUGUGAAAUAGAUGGCUAGGUACAGAACAGGCACACAAAUUUUGAAAAUGAUAGUAAAGGAAUGACAUCGCCCAUGUGGAAUUGUUCAUAUGCAGUAAAGGACUCACAUAAUGUGAUUUUAUCUUAGCAAUUCGGUUAAAUGUCGGUUCAGGAUCCUAUUUUGGGGCAAGCAAAUUCCAGAUAUAUCCAUGUGCUUAUUCAGUAAGGAAGUAUUUUGGAAUUGUUAGGGACAAAUGAAUUAAAGGGUCAAAUCUUCAAAGCAUUUUUCUAAUGUAAAUGUAGUUUAUUUCUUCUUAGCUAGUAAUGUUGUCUUGCAUCAAGGGCAAGAGGUAGAUAUAUUAAUUUAUGUGUAUUCUUAAAAGAUUUAAAACUUCUUUAUGUGUUUAAUGUGUGUCCAUUAAUUACUGCAGUGCUCAUCAGCUAUGGAAAUUUAACAGUAUUUCAAUUUUCUGUCAGUUUGAUUCAGUUAGGACAAAGCUGAAUUCAGAGCUUACUAAUCUAUUUCCAGCCCCUUGAUUGUGUACAUUGUAUAUGGCUUUGAAAUUGGCUGGUAGAAAAAAGUCAUAAUUUUUCCCUUUUUAACAGUUGCAAAGCUCACACAUGCACUAUCAAUAAAGAAUAACAGAAAAUUGAAUCAUUGUUGAUUCACCUGGAUCUUGUUACUUUACAAUAACCCAAAAUGCCGGGGCCAUUGGCCAGUUGACAUUGGCACUACAACAUAGUAUUUAGCUUUUGCGAUUAUUUUUUUUUGGGGGGGUUAUUGAUAUUUCAAUUUCACUUUAGUUAGCCAAGUUCAGACAAAUUUCUUGCUGAUAAGCCUUGCAAUGUCACAAUAAUAAUAUGGAUUUAUAAGUAAGAAAAGAAAUCACAUCAAAUGUGGUCUUUCAUCAUUCUGUAUUGUGCAUUACUGAAAUAUGACACCCCUCCCAACCCAAAUCCAUGCCAAUGAAGGCAUCCAAUAAUGAAAUAAGAGGUGGAUUGAAAUAAGAUAAAAAUAUAUUUAGCCAAAUGGCAAGUAUUGUCCAAAGUAUAAAAACUAUGGGGAAAACCU